UCUUCGCUGAACCUGUCGUUCCUUGGAAUCUUCACGUCAUCUCCAAAUUCCUCUGUUAUUGACCCACUGUUUUGUAAAUCGUUCGUUUUUCUAACGUCGACGGCUCAUUAAGGUGGCCGAACACUCAAAAUGAUCGUGUUUAUUGCCUGUUGAUGCUCUUUCUUGUGGCACUAGCUUUUGAUUCUGCAUUUUCUAGGGUUCGUGUAUUGAUUCCAAAUGGAGAAUGUAACUGAAUCUGCUUCUAGCUCAGCUCUUGCUUGGCGUUGGACCAUCGAAGCCCUUGCAUGUUUCGAGGAAGUGAAACCAUCUUUAUUACAUGAUGUAAUUGACAAAGCUUCAGAGUUAUUUGAUGGUACAAGAAAGAAUGCUGGGGAGAUGGUUGCUUUGAAAUGCUUGGAGGGUUUGUUUGGUCCUUUGAAUGAUAUUGGAGAAAAUGGACCUCCUGCUCAAGAAUCAAAAGUUAUGUUUGAUUCAUCUGAGAGUUGUGAAAAUGUUGUUAAACGCAUAUAUAAGGAGACUCCAGAAUCUGCCUUAAGAGUGGCUGGACCAGAUAUGUUAAAAUGGGAUGUUAAGCCCUUCAUUGACCAAAAAAAUGCAUCCAUGCGUUGCACAUUACAUCAGCUGAAAGAUUCAAUUCUCGAUGGUACGCAUCCUUAUGCUGAUUUCUUAAUACAGAAGAGUGGGUUGACGCCCAUAAAUAAGAGGGAUAACAUUUCUCUGAAUAAUGAGGAUCAUAUCAAGCUCAGCAGGAGACUCGAUGAUAGCUCCUCUAGUCCUCAGGGUAAAAAAGAAGAGGGUAAAGGAAGCCCUCUACUUGACGAUGAAAUAAGAAUAUCACUGGUGAACCCAUCUAGCUCUAGUUUAUUACCUUCUAAAAGGAGUGCCGUUGACUUUACAUCUGAAGAUGAGGCUAGACAGUUACCUGGUUGUGAUGAUGGUUUCAUAAAUGUUAAGAAGCUUAAGCAUCAUUCUGCACGUACUUUGUAUUCAGGACAGGAAGUGGCUUCUUCACAUGGAACAGAGCUGGUUGAAGAUUCAUCUGAGAGAAGUGGGCCACAAAUUGAGAGAGAUGAUACCAAUCACUUAGAUGGACAUCAGAUAACUUUGGUGGGAGACAAACUUGUAGAGGAGGAGCAUUUUGGGUCAAAGAAGUCUGGACAGUGUACCGCUACUGAUGAAUUGCAUGAAUCAGAUAUUCCUUAUACUGUGUUGGCUAGUACACAAGAUGGUGAAAUGCUUGAAGUUGUCAGUACCGAGAAAGUGGGAGAUGGAAAGGAGCUGCCUUUUGAACCAAAAGCAUCUAAUCAUUCUCCCGCUGAAGGCCCUAAUAAUUCCAAGUGUGACUCUGGACACGAUUAUCAUGUAAAUGAAAUGAUUACUGUGUCUCAUAGUGGAUUCCUGUCAACGACUGUUGCUACCAAUAUUGAUGUUGGCAUGAAUCCUGAUGAGAAAGAGAAAGAUAUAUUAAGUGACAGUGAUGGAUAUCACGAAACGAUAGAUAUUGCCAUGAGAAAAAAAGAAUUUCUUAGUUCUCAGUGUAUGGUCGAUCGUGAUUCUUUUCUAUUAGCUGACAGGAGAGAGAUAACAGUUUGUGUGAAAUGUAAUGAAGGCGGUCAGUUGCUGUCUUGCAAUAUCAGUGAUUGUCCUUUGGUGGUUCAUGCCAAGUGCUUGGGUUCCUCAGCUAGGAUGAAUGACGAAGGCAACUUUUGUUGUCCUUUCUGCUUGUAUUCACUUGCUAUAUCAAAAUACCUUGAAGCUAAGAAGCACGCUGCAUUGGCAAAAAAGAAUGUUGCUGCUUUCCUUUCUUGUUUUGCUUUGGAACGUCAGUCAAUAGAUAUUGAAGAGGUAUUGCAACAAAAAGAUCUUGAUCCUUCACGGAGAGCUGGAGUUGAGGAUGUUGCUAAAAUUUCUGAAGAUGUGGACUUGGAAAAUAAAGAGAAUGAAGUUACUCUAGAUGGAGAACAUGUAAAUGAAGAUGUUGACCGUCAAUCCAUUACAGAUACUGAGCGAAUAAUAGAGUUGUCAAAGCCAAUGCAUACUGCCAAUUCCAAUCAUAGAGAAAAUGAGUCGAGUCUUUUGAGAGUAGCACCUGAUGUUUUAUCAGGUGAGAAAGAUGAUAAUGAAUUGGUGGACCGAGAGUGUCCAGGAAACACUGCAGCAGAAUUGGUAGACCAAGAAUGUCAUGGAAAUACAGUAGCGGAAUUGGUGGACCAAGAGUGUCAAGGCAAAGAAAAUACAGUAGCCGGAUUGGUGGACCCAGAGUGUCAAGGCAAAGACAAUACAGUAGCUGAAUUGGUGGACCAAGAGUGUCAAGGCAAAGACAAUACAGUAGCUGAAUUGGUGGACCAAGAGUGUCAAGGCAAUGUUGCAGAACUGAAAGAUGGUCAAAAAGCCACAGAGCAGCAUGAGAUUUACAAAAUUCUCCACAAAGAUCGUGGGCCGAUUGAACCAGCAGAUAUGGAAGAUGAUUUACAGUACCAAACUGAUGACAAUGAAGACGAAGCUGCUUGUGCAAUUAUCACUGAAGGAGAAAAAUCUUCUGAUGAUGGCAAUGAUGACUCUAUUAUUUCUAGAUACUCCAUAAGAUUUCGACAGAAAUACCAUCAUACAAGUUCAGAAACUCAUCCAUCAAGACGGAAGAAACUGCCCUGGACAGCUGAGGAGGAGGAGGCAGUAUUGGAGGGAGUUCGAAAAUUCUCUAGCUCUGUUGACAGAAGUCCAACCAUACCGUGGAAAAAGAUUUUAGAAUUUGGUAGUAGUGUGUUUAGAUCUUAAAGAUAAAUGGAGGAACAUGUCCAGAAGUCCAAAGUUUAAAUGAAAGUGCUGUCAUUCCGUUUAGCUACCAACAUAUCUCAAAGGAGUUUCAGUGAAUAUUUCACAACAAAAGGGAGUUUCAGUGGAUGAUUUCACAAUCAUCUGGACCAUUUAAUGAGAAGGAGAUUGAUUCCAUUCCAUUGCAGCAAUUCAAACUUCCACAGGAGGGAGAGAAAAGAAGAGAGAAGGAAACAUGAGCAUGAGCAUGAGCAUGGGAUAAAGAUGAAGAGGAGAGUCUCAAGAAUCAUGGCACAAAGACAUGUGAAAAAGAAGAGCCCGUGAACUUCAAAAAUGAAACUGAGGUGACUCUCUCCACUCCUCACUACUUCACUCUUCUUCUACUCACUUAGAUUUCUCCAAUAUAGAAUCCAAUGAACACCUCUCUCAUACUUCAUUUAAUUUUCUCUUACCUUUUCUCUCUCUUUAUUAUUGUUUGUUUGUGAUCUAUUUCACUUCUCUUCUCUUAUCUGUACUAGCAUUAGUCCAGAUCUUUGGGUUGCAAAUUCCGUAUUACAUUUGGCACAAUGGGAAGUAUGGGAAUAUUGACCCAGCUUUAAAAGGUUAAAUUAGCGUCACUUCAAAAACAAGGAAAUGCCUUUUUGGUUCUUUUAGUUUUGAGUAUGAUUUUUAUUUUGUCUGUACUCUUACUCUUGAGUUUUGAAUUCAUUUUUUCUAGAUUUCAAAAAGUUACAUUUUAA
Messenger RNA from Benincasa hispida (wax gourd), 3512 nucleotides. Lineage: Eukaryota; Viridiplantae; Streptophyta; Magnoliopsida; Cucurbitales; Cucurbitaceae. The record is from RefSeq and is a predicted model, not a curated record.